AUGGCGCUUCCAUAUGACCGGUCCAUUGCCGAUAUUGCCUAUUAUGUCUUCCAUUAUGAGAUAGACGACAACAACAAUGCGAUAUGGAAAAGAGCACGGAUGGCACUACUCGACACCCUAGGAUGUGCCAUCGAAACCGCAGCCAUAAGUCUCGAAUGUCGAAACCUAUUGGACGCAGGACUCGGCGAGACAUCGACGCCGCAUGGGUUUCGGGUUCCAGGGACAGACUUACAAGUAGAUCCCGUUGAAGGCACCUUUGCCUUCGGUGCUUUGAUUCGGUACUUAGAUCAUAAUGAUGCGCUUGGUGGUGUAGAGUGGGGUCACCCUUCAGAUAACCUCGCAAGUAUCCUUGCCGUGAUGGAUUGGCUGUCGCGGGCAUCGGUAUCGGGAACAUAUAUCCACAAGGGACCACCUUUGACACUGCAUACGCUACUUAUUGCAUUGACCAAAGCCUACGAGAUACAAGGAUGUUAUCAAAUGGGCAACUCGUUCAAUGCUUAUGGCAUCGAUCAUGUCGUACUAGUUAAAUUGGCAUCGACAGCCACGGUCUCCUGGUUACUUGGACUCACUGAAGAGGAAGCUAUGGCAUCGAUUUCGCAUGUCUGGUUGGACGGGCAGCCAACCCGUGUCUAUCGGUCCCGCGAUAACACAAUUCCACGAAAAGGUUGGGCGGCAGCCGAUGCUGCUCGGCGCGGAGUGCAACUCGCAUUGUAUGUUCGGGCAGGUCAGCCCGGUGCUGCACAGGCCCUAAGUGCAAAGCCGUGGGGGUUCUGGUCGAGAACGUUUGGCGAACAAGGCUUCCACUUUCCCCAGCCGUUUGGAACAUGGACAAUCCAAAAUGUGCUGUUCAAGACGGUGCCAGUGGAAGGGCACGCAGUUUCGGCCGUUGAAGCAGCUCUCAUUCAGUUGCGCAGGUUCCAGGGGAAAGCUUUGUCGAAUCCAGCGGCGCAGAUACAAAGGAUUGAACUGCGAACCACUGCGGCAGCCAACUUGAUCAUCAACAAAACGGGGCCAUUGCGAAAUGCUGCCGAUCGCGAUCACUGCCUUCAAUAUGUCGUUGCUCUGACCAUCUUGAAGGGUGCCGCUCCCGACACCAGAGACUAUCUAGAUACAAGUCCAUGGACGACCUGCGAGUAUCUGACCCAUCUCCGGGAUAAAAUUCUUGUUGUCCCUGAUCAUGAUCUAACCCAGGACUACCUGAAUCUGGACAAGAAAAGUAUCGCCAACGGCCUGACUGUCAUAUUCAACGACGGGUCAGUCUUUCCAGAAGUUUUGGUCGAAUUCCCUGUUGGACACAUGCGACAUCCAAAGACCGAGACCGCAGUCGAAGCAAAAUUUCAGCAAAAUAUGGCACACAUGUUUUCCCGAAUAGAGACAGCACAUAUUCUGGAGGAAGUCCAGCAGGACGAUAUGCUAGUUCAUGACUUUGUGGACCUGCUUGCUCGUCCGACAGCCGAUGCGAAACUGUAG
Messenger RNA from Penicillium maclennaniae, 1470 nucleotides. Its product is annotated as putative 2-methylcitrate dehydratase (PrpD). The coding region runs from base 1 to 1470 and encodes 489 amino acids. The record is from RefSeq and is a predicted model, not a curated record. NCBI's taxonomy places the organism in Eukaryota, Fungi, Ascomycota, Eurotiomycetes, Eurotiales, Aspergillaceae. Gene Ontology annotation, molecular function: lyase activity. The transcript is spliced from 2 exons.